Messenger RNA from Alternaria arbusti, 2523 nucleotides. RefSeq lists its product as uncharacterized. Gene Ontology annotation, cellular component: transcription factor TFIIIC complex. The transcript is spliced from 2 exons. Lineage: Eukaryota; Fungi; Ascomycota; Dothideomycetes; Pleosporales; Pleosporaceae. Gene Ontology annotation, molecular function: protein binding; histone acetyltransferase activity. The record is from RefSeq and is a predicted model, not a curated record. Bases 1 to 2523 code for a protein of 840 amino acids. Gene Ontology annotation, biological process: transcription initiation at RNA polymerase III promoter.
AUGGCGGACGUGACAGUGCUGAGAUGCUGGCCAGCCUGCGUCGAUGCGAUCGAUUGGUCUUCCGACGGCAUCAUUGCAUUAGCGUCGGAUGAGCGCGUAGAGCUGCUUUUUCCGAACACCGUCGACUUCGAACGGGACCAAGUCUUGCCGCAAUGGCAGCAUGUGCCUCUCAAAGUACCCUUGUUCUCGACCGAUGAGCUCCCACUCAAAGAACCUGCGCCAACAUCUAACUACUCCGUCGGCGAAGAGAUCUCUAACAGCGCUCCCAUCAGCAUCGCGUGGUCGCCACCCGGCAUUGCUAAACAUCGAAAAUGCGCGCUUGCUGCUCUUACCGCAAACCUGACGCUUUCCCUCUGGUCAGCAGCAGAAGGCAAGCCAGAGGAUGAGACAAGUUGGGCCCGACGAUUGAUCAUCAAUGAUGCACUCGUUGACCACUUCGGAGACUGGGACGACGAACCUAGCCACGUAGUGCACGAUUCCAAGGAACGACUGCGGUCAAGAGGCCGCAUUCGAGCGUUCGCCUGGGCACCCGCUAUGCCUUGCUUAGAACCGCCUGGUGUUAUCGGUACUCACUUGGUAUACGGCCAGCACAUGCUAGUAGUCUCUGAUGAUGACAACCACCUCGUGUUUCUGAAGAUUGAAACACCGACGUCCUCACUGGGAGCUGAGCCGGACUGGAGGGCUGAGGUACUAACACAUGAGUCUUUCGCACUGUCCUCGGAGACGGUCUUCCCACAACCUAACAUUUUCGAAGACAUGAUCAAGCAACAAAGUUACAUCUCACAUAUCGCCUGGAGUCCUUGGAUCAUCUGUAACGGAUCUUAUCGUUCCGUACUGGUAUACGCUACGAAUGAAGACGUACGGGCGCGGACCAUCACGUAUGACCACGGCCAAAUGAACCUGGAGCAGGAACUUGUCUACGCAGGCUACGAAAUGAGGUACGAUGGUCCGAUGAAAUGGUUCCACAGAGUCGAAGACGAAGACAGACUCAAGCUCGCCCUCUUCACAAAUACGGGACUAGUAUAUCUAACGAUAUCCGCUCUUGACGCUUCCAUCAUCGAAAGGAGUACGCAUGAUCUGGACGGCCGAUGGGAUCCAGUCUCAGGCCUUGUUUGGGAUACGACUGGCGCCACAACUCCUCGUCUCCAUAUAAGCUCUCUGUUAUCGACCCUCCACAGUCCGACUGCUAUCCUUGAGCAGACUCCUGAUGGGCUCAAAGGACUUGAUACCCCAGAAUGGCGGGAGAGAAUCGGAAAUAACCUGGCACUGUUUAGUGUAAAGAAUGGACUCAAAGGCAAUAGCAGGGCCAAGGUAUGGGGUCUCGCGAGAUCUCCGCUGGGCGACUUCAUUGCAGCAUGCAACAGCGUACAUCCUUCGGAUAUGAUCGAAUACGGUAUUCCGGCUGACCGUAGUGGCGCCGUGGCUAUCAGCUCUUUGCGACCUGGCAGCCGUUCACGGGACAUCUUUCCGAAAGAGAACGUAACCGCAGAAGGAAUAAUGUACAGUCUCAAGAAGUUGGCAGAAGAAGUUGUCGAGGACCCUGACGACAUACCUGCAUUCGCGGAUGAGAUGGUUGGAAAGCUAGUCGAGACUUACACAGCUCUUCCUCUUGGUGAGAUGAGAGCGACCACAUCAGUAGCGUACCCUGAUACCAACGAUCUCGAUUCGUUGAUCAAGGGAUUCAAGUCGAAUGCUUUCCUUGAAUCACCUACACUGAAGGAUCGCUACACCAUCCUCGUGUCUGAAGCCUACAAGACGCAGAUCAAUAAGGAGCUACCGGCGACUCUGAUUGCGUACCGUCUCGCUGUGGCCUUGCAACAACUUCCUUCGUCGCUAUCGCAUACGCCUUUCAGCGCAGAAAUUCGCACGCAUCACAAACAACUCGUCACACUCAUCAACAUGGUCAUGGGCUAUGACGAUACAUCCAAAUCGUUGCCCGCAGACAGAAGUUCGGAGCAGGAAAGCACAUCAACAGUCGGCACCGGUACGCAUGGCAACAGCAUUUCGGCAAAUCAAGGUUCAGCAGUCCCAGUAGCAGAUACUUGCGAUUUCUGCUCCGCAUUCAUACCGUUCGCAGACCCCCGAUCAGCAACUUGCACCAACGGACAUUUUUUCCCCAGAUGUGGCCUCACUUUUCUGGCUAUCCAAGCGCCCGGCAUCACGAAGUACUGUGGUAUAUGCAGCACUCCAUUUCUAAGCGACGAGUUUAUCAUGGCCCAAGAAGAUGCGGAACGCAAUAAAGGCGCCGCCACAGGAGACAACACGGUCAUGACAGGCGUGAUAAGAGACGGAUCGGUAUCAGAGGGAGAACAGGAGAGCAGUGGUUCAUUGAACAAGGUGGAUGAAGAGGGUUCUAGCGACCAAGGAGGAGACGAGCAAGCCAUGACUGUGGAGCAAGAAAGCAACGAUUCUGACGGUGAAGAUCAUGAGUACGAACGAAGGGAGUUGCCCAUCACGCUGGCACGGGUACUGUUCCUUGCCUGCGAUGCCUGCAUCUACUGCGGUGGCAAAUUUAUUGGUUGA